Molecule: messenger RNA, 2270 nt
Organism: Orbicella faveolata
Lineage: Eukaryota; Metazoa; Cnidaria; Anthozoa; Scleractinia; Merulinidae
Source: RefSeq, a predicted model, not a curated record
CCUUUAACGAGGAUCCAUUGGAGGGCAAAAUCGAAUUCGAUUUGGUUCGAUUUGGUUCGAUUAGUCCGAUAAUCGAACUAACGGCAAAACCGAACUCAAACGAACGAUUGGUGUUCGAUUGACUUUUGGAUUAGAUUCCCCUGAAAAUAAAGAUAUAUAGAAAUCAACAACAACUCAACAAAAUUAUUUAAUUUUCAAUUUUGAUACACUUGUACUAGAUUAAGGGAUCGAGUUUUGCAACAAGGAAGGAAAUAACCGAAUAUUUUGGGACCUUUCGGGGGCCAAGAUAUCGAUUUUUCACAAAGUUUGUUUCUUGGUAUGAACGCUAUUACAGUAUUAUUUUCAAAGUGGUUACAGCUGAUCCACGAUCUACCUUUUUUCCCACAUCCGCGAAUGGUUCAAUUUCUCGAGAAAGUAUGCAAUCAGUGCGUUUUUAAAGACUGUUUUAAUCCGACGGUUUUACAGGUUUGACAGAAGGCGGUAAACUUCAAAUAAAACUGAAACAUAUACGGACGCAUUGUUCUUCACAGCGUGUAACGAGCCGGUAUAAAAUUUCAGCGUCCCCACCUCAGUUUACUUUCUAACAAUGGCGGAAUCUAGCUCGGCAAGUGAGAGAUCUAGGUCUCCUUCCCCGGCGAGGGCAGUUACUGGACCGAAAUCGUCACGUACUUUUGUAUGGUUGAGGGAACUUCCCAAGGCAAUCCCACGAGGAAAACCUUGGGAUCAACUGAACCGUGAUGGCAGAGUGAAAGAAAUCGAGUUCGGCAAGAAAUUUACCGAAAGGCAAAUGCGCGAUUUAGUGCGUCAGAAUUUUACUGAGUUAGGGGAAGCUGACUUUAGAAGAAUUCGCCUGUACAAGUCUGGCAGCAGAGGCAGUGUCUUGACGAGGGUUGUCAAAAAUAUACCUGAUGCAUCGACUUUAUUGCACAAAUUCAGUGGAGGAUCAUCCAAAAGGGUGUACAUUCUUCUUAAGAGUGAUGAUGAAAAUGGAGGGGGUCCUAAUUCUAGAACUGACCCAUCUGCCAUAGUUCCUGUGUCUUUAGUCCAGGCUCAGGAUAAUUCUAACAAUACAAUGCCUCCAGUUCCUGGUAAUGCUGGUGUCCCUCCAAGGUUGCCUCUACCUAGAGAUGGAUUUUCAACAAGACAGUAUCUUACAUCCUUAGCUCAAUCCGGGACCCUGGAGACUGACAAUGAUUCCACAGUAUCACCAAGAACUGAUACAUCUCAGGGAGCAUGGACACCUACUUCAUCUCUUCCCACUGGUCACUCAAAUGUAAAUCCUGUAAUCCAACUGACCAUUGAAGAUGAUUUUGUUGCCUGCAGUGCUGAUACAAUCAUCAGAAAGAAUUGUGACACCACAACUUAUGUGUGCUGCUGCGAGCUCACAAAAUAUUAAAAGUGAAUAUACUGUAAGGACAGACUAAAACAAUCACAUUACAGUAAAACCCCGGUAGGGAUAUGAAAAACAGUUCGAGUUGGCGGGGACUCCAUUUUUCAGGGUCGAUUGAAUAUCCAACUUGCCAUGUUAAAAAUUGAUAUUUUGCCGAGUUUUUCAGCACUUCAGUAUACAGUGACAGCUAAAGGUACCGCAUCCAGUAUGACUCAUAGGAUCGGGAAAUGACUGUCACUAAUUAAUAUCAAAUUGCUGUGGUGUUAGAUUUGAGUGUGUUUACCAAUUACAGGACAAGAAAACCAAAUGGGAUGACAUCCCUGUUAAGUUACAUGAACCAGAAUUCGAGUUAUCAGGGUAAAUUUUUAUCAAGGGCAAUGAAAUUUGGUUCGAGUUAGCGGGGAAUUCGAGUUAUCAGAGUUUGAGUUAACCAAGUUGAAAUGACUGAAAAGUGGGGACAAAUCCAAUGAAAUGGGACUUGGUUCGAGUUAGCAGGAAUUCAAGUCAUCUGAGUUUGAGUUACCGGGGUUCUACUGCACUGUUAAAACUGCAAACAUUUACAUACAAAUUGGUUGCCAUGGGAAUGGGAUACAACUGCUAACAUUGUCUUCCACAACUACAGAUGCCGAUUUACAACAAAGUCCAUUUGAGAAUUCUGUCAUAGUACUGGACCAAAUUCAAGGUAACUCAUUUUUUUAAUUAGCCCAUCCAGGCUUUUAUCCAGGAUUUGAAAAGUGGGUGUCCAAAAUGUGCACUAGUGUCUGCUCAAAUGGACAUUUAUAAGGCAACAUAUGAACAAUGAUUUUCUUUAAGAAUAGGCCGUCCACAAGACAACCUGGACACUCAUCUGGCAAAUUGCCUGAGCUCAGCCCAUUGACUC